Plodia interpunctella (Indianmeal moth) is the source of this 706-nucleotide messenger RNA. Its product is annotated as 14 kDa phosphohistidine phosphatase-like. Gene Ontology annotation, molecular function: protein histidine phosphatase activity. Bases 141 to 623 code for a protein of 160 amino acids. The record is from RefSeq and is a predicted model, not a curated record. Gene Ontology annotation, biological process: peptidyl-histidine dephosphorylation. The transcript is spliced from 3 exons. NCBI's taxonomy places the organism in Eukaryota, Metazoa, Arthropoda, Insecta, Lepidoptera, Pyralidae. Gene Ontology annotation, cellular component: cytosol.
UUUGCUUAUCUACGUUACCAUCCAUUGUAUUCCAGAAGGGAAAUGAACGCGACUAUAAAAUUGCGACUGACAUUUUGUUUGACAUUUGAUUUGAUUGUGAUCCCAAACAUGGAAUUAUAUUCUUUUCUUUCUUGUAACUAAUGCUAGCUAUUAGUAAGAUUCUUUCAAUAUCUAUUUUGAGUAAAAGUGUACUCUUGGCCAAACAACUAACUUUUUGUACAGGCUAUACGUCGGUACCAUCCUUCAGAAAUAUGUGCUGUGCCUGUCCAGCUCUCGAAGCAGUACCUAAGGUGGACAUAGAUCCAGAAGGUGUAUUCAAGUACAUCUUGUUGAAAGUGCAUGGAAAGGCAAAAGACAACCAAGAGGUUUCGACGACGAUUGUUAGAGGCUACAAAAGAUGCAAUUACCAUUCAGAUAUUUAUGAUGAGGUGCAAGCUAAACUGAAGAAUCUAGAUUGUGAGCCUUUAGGUGGGGGCAGAAUAUCACAUGACAGUGAAAACAAGAAAAUCCAUAUCUAUGGCUACUCCCAGGGUUAUGGUAAAGCUGACCAUGAAGUUGCAGCUAAACUCAUUAAGGAAUGCUUCCCAAGCUACACUAUUACAAUCAGUGAUGAAGGUUAUUAGAUAUAUUAAAUAAAUGUAUAAUAUUUGUAAUUGUUGAUUUAUACUUUUUUAUUUUUAUCAUGAAUAAAGCAUAAUCUUGUUUA